GGGCUGAGUCCAGGAUGUUAUGAUACCUACAACGCAGACAUCGACUGUCAGUGGAUUGACAUUACAGAUGUGAAACCUGGACAAUAUACCCUCAAGAUUAGUGUAAAUCCUCACUAUCAGGUUGAAGAAUCUGAUUAUUCAAACAACAUUGUGCGCUGUGAUGUACGCUACACCGGAAACUAUGCCUAUGUUUCUGGCUGUCACAUGUCGACAUAUUAACACCUGUGAUCGACUGAUAUUCUGCAAGUUCCCCUGUGAACGGAUUAGGAUUACCAACAGGGGUCGUCUGAAAGACAUUUAAAAACAUCAUGUGACAUACAGUCACCUUAGCAUUAAAAAUACCAUCAGUUGUCAUAGCACCAGAUUACAGUGAAUUCUUUUUGCUUAUAGGAAUUUGUUCUGUUUUAACCAUUUUUUUCUGUUCCUUGUAUAGCAUUUUCCUGUAUCUCAACACACUUAAGAAAAUAUAUAUCUGUUAAAUUCAAGGGCUUAGAGAAAAGACAUAAUGAUACCUACUCUUUAAUGCUUAAUCAGUAUAUAGCAGCUAAAAAAUAAAAUGUUUAUCUAAAAGCAUAGUG
Molecule: messenger RNA, 578 nt
Organism: Cyprinodon variegatus (sheepshead minnow)
Lineage: Eukaryota; Metazoa; Chordata; Actinopteri; Cyprinodontiformes; Cyprinodontidae
Product: protein-lysine 6-oxidase-like
Exons: 3
Biological process (GO): peptidyl-lysine oxidation
Molecular function (GO): copper ion binding; protein-lysine 6-oxidase activity
Source: RefSeq, a predicted model, not a curated record